Messenger RNA from Aspergillus melleus, 255 nucleotides. Its product is annotated as serine/threonine protein kinase. Lineage: Eukaryota; Fungi; Ascomycota; Eurotiomycetes; Eurotiales; Aspergillaceae. The coding region runs from base 1 to 255 and encodes 84 amino acids. The transcript has a single exon. The record is from RefSeq and is a predicted model, not a curated record.
AUGGCGCGCGAGCGAACUUUGCUCAGCAGCAUCAAUGAUGUUGAUUUUAGCGAGCGCAAAGAAGGGCCCGGUGCACCCGUGAAGGUCUUUCACAAGAACAGCGUCGAAAAACGCGUACAUAAUCGCCCUGCGAAGGCCGCUGGUGACCAUGAAGCUUCGCCUAAUCAGAACAGUGCUCCCAAGGAUUUUGCAAAUCUCGGAGAGCGUGGAGAUCCAGCGUUAUUCGAGGAGGAUCCGACAAGUCGUUACCACUAA